GUCAAACAAUCGCGUACAUAUUACAUCGCAUGAUUUUACUGUUCAAUGUCCAUAUUGCAUGUAAAGAUUAAUUAGCCUAUAUAAAUUUCCCGGGAUAAUUAUCAUCCUUUUAUUAAAACCGUAUGACUAGACAACAUCUCUCUUCAGUCUUUGCAUACACUGUUAAUCGUCAUUCACUGAAAGUGGUACGGGUGAGACUCCCAACAUGAAUUCAUCAGAAAGCGCUACGGGUGGGACUCCCAACAUGAAUUCAUCAGAAAGCGCUACAGGUAGGAAUCCUAGCAUGAAUACAUCAGAAAGCGCUACAGGUGGGACUCCCAACAUGAAUACAUCAGGAAGCGCUACAGGUAGGAAUCCUAGCAUGAAUACAUCAGAAAGAGGUACGGGUGGGACUCCCAAUAAGACUUCAUCAGAAAGCGCUGCAGGUGGGACUCCCAACAUGAAUUCGUCAGCAUGUGCUGUGUGUGGGACCCCCUACAUGAAUACAUCAGAAAUGUGUGGUAUGCCCAUCAUGAAUUCGUCAGAAAGUGCUUUGUGUAGGAUUCCCAACAUGAAUUCGUCAGACUGUGCUAUGUGUGGGAUCACCUUCGUAAAAGGGCCUUCGGGAUAUGGUCGGAUUAGACUACGCAGAUGUACUACCCUGGGAAUAGCCCAGAAAUUCUGUCGAGGGCCUGUGUGCAUGGACAAUUUUGUGUGCCGAAAAUGCGAGCGCAUCAUCGUGAAGAAUACAAAAAGGCAAAAAAGGUUUUUGAAAGCUAAGAAAAAACUCUUGAAAAAUGGGGGUCUUUUAAAAGGUUUACAAUCACCUGUUUGCUCCCCAUCACAAAGUGCAGAGAGUAGAGCCCAACAGAUACCUUGCGCUCAGGAAAAUGAGGGAGGAGGUAAAACCGAAUCACCCACAAGCACUGUUCCCAUGGAGACUGGACACGAGGUUCCAGAUUGGGAUGAUAUGGAAGAAGGAGAAGAAACCCAGAAAUCACAGAGUUCAAGUCGGUCCUUACCAAUAGAUAAAGUCAUUGCCUACCUGACGGAGUACAAAUAUCUGACCGGGCUCAGGGCUCUGUGUAAGAUUUCUGCAACAGCCAAGCAAGCACUGAUAACUGUAGUGGCAGAGAUAAUAAAAAACGAGAUAAAAUCAGAACCAAAGAUCAAGGCAUUUCAGCAACGUGUCAGCCACUCUGCAGUCUCUUCAUUUUCCUGGGUAAAAGCGAUGGAAGAGGCUCAGCAGAGCUUACCAGCCACAGUCAACUGUAUCCGGGCUAUGCUACCACUCAAGAAGAAAAGAAAAUACGAUAGUGAUGUAGCUCGAAAGGCUGUCCAAAUGCUGAGCAUUGCCCUCUACACUAGAUCCCGCGGCUACAAGUUUGUCCCAUCGUCUGUUGCUUUAGAACUCUACAAACUACAAGCAAGCAAGAAGGUUAUCAGAACAUUUAACCGCAUUGCGAUAUCCCAGAGCAAGGACGCAAUCAAGGCCAGUCUCGAUGCCAUUAGAAAAGACCAUGAACAUGAACUUCUGAACUGGAAAGAGUCUCAGGAAAAAACGCAAGCUGAUCAAGGAUCGAAAGAUGGUCAAAGGCAGGAAAGUUAUGGCUUUGGCUACAGCCGUGUCCAACUAGGAAAUGAAGCAAAGGCGACAGGCCACUCAAACACAAAAGCUCUCUGUUUUGCAGUCAAAGAUCGUGUUCAUAAGAGACCUGUGAAAAGUCGUAUUUGUACCGGGAGAGCAACCAAGGGGCAAGUGCCGGCUGCCGAACUGGAUCCCUAUACGUUUCUUCCGUCCCCCGAAGUCUUUGAGCGUAGAAGAUCGAGGGCUGUAUUCCUGGUCAAGCACCUCAUCACUAAGCACCUGACGAAACUCCAGCAUCUCAAGGAGAUGAUGCCUUCCAGGAUCCUUCAUAGUCACACCAAAGAAAUGGAUGAGAAAUCACAAUGUGUUACACUUGGCGUAGUUGAUGCUAACCCAGGCUCCACGCAGGGUAUGAUGUCUGUCCUUGAACGUUUGCAGAACUAUUUGCCUGUGAAGGAAGGUAAGCCGACACCAUGCUUAAUGAGUGGGGACAUUGAGCCCAUUCUUCAUGCGCAGAGGCAUGCCUGCAGUGAAGGAGAAGACGGGGAUGGACGCUUUGUUCCCAUUUUUGCCUGCCCUCAAGAAUAUCAAAAGGAACUUCUCCAUGUACAAGAAUCAAAUAAAAGGUUCUUCAAAGCAUCCAGUAUAACUGAUAGAGGGACGAUCGCCCAGCUGAGGAACCAGUUUAAUCUAAGAUUAUUCAAGAACGAGACCAAUGAAAGAUAUCAACAUGCAUGGGAUUUGUACGAGUUUGUGACAGAAUCACACAUCCUAUUGUGUGCAAUGAAAUUGUGUGGAGUGACAUCACUUGAAGAUGAACCGGAAGGACUACCAAGCAAUGAGAAUGACGCAAAGCAACUCCAGUGGUUGACUAACCUUGCACAUCAAGUGGUGGACUUCUGCUGGUCUCCUCCAGAAAGAGAAGAUGUACACGUGGCUGCCGCGUCAUAUGACAAAAAAACGAAAGACAUUGCGGAAAAAGCCCUUCGAUACUGUCGUUGCAACGCUCGUGAGAAGUCGGAUGACAUGGUCUUGUGCUGUGCCAGAACGUGCAAGCAUGGCUGGUUCCACUUAGACUGUUUGGGACUGGACAAGGCUCCGGACUCGGAAGAUGACUGGUACUGCUCCAAGAAAUGUGAAAACAGCGCAUCCUACAUCUACUGUUUCUGUCACACGAAGCAACCGGUUGGGGUGAAUAUGGUCCAGUGUCACCUAGCGGAGCAGUGUAAGAAGUAUGUGUGGUACCACCAAGAUUGUGUGUCUACUAGCACGGAUGCUCCCUUACCAGAAACAUGGUACUGUUCUGAGGAAUGUGCGCUUGGAGCUGAAAAUGAUGACCAUGUGCUGAACCACUCCAAGGCUCUGAUGUAUGAAGGUCUAUGUCAUCUUAUCAGACGUCACGCCGUUAGUGAAGGUAACGGACCUGCCAUGGUGGAUGACUGGAAGACUGAUAUGCUCAACUUUCAUGAGUGGGGUCAUCAGGAGUAUCUCGUUACCGGGCAUUAUUUUCUUGCAUGUAUUGGAGGGUUUGCUGAUCCAGAACUUCAGUUCAGCUUCCUUUGGAACCGAGUUGCGAACCCCAAAGGCACGCCGGGAGAAAACGUUGGAUUGGACGUUGUGCAUGAAUGUGUGAAUUUGGACAAUACAGGAAUCAAACCUCCUGCAGGAAGUAUUACCACUGACCUGCUUGCGAGAUAUGCUCAACUAAAAGGGCCUUUUGGAAGAGAUCUUGGUACCCUCUUUGCAGCGUCAGGCCCUGUGGAGAAAAGAGUUAACAAUGCUAGGACUGACUGGUAUAACCAGGGCAUCCAGCGUUUCACCAAAGACUACCAGUCCGAUGCCCUCUUUGACUACAUUCCAGGAAGGGAGCACUCUGCCUUUGGUGUCUUUGAAAGCAGUUGUCAAGUGGAGAAUCCCAAGCGGUUAGGACGAAAGUUGCAGAGUCUUUCAGCUGAAUUGGACAUGUGGAAAAGUGUUACUACAUCGUGCAGGGAAACGUGAAUUUCGCCAAGAUGUGAGCCAUGGGAUGAUUUAGUAAAAAAGCCAAGGGUUUAGUCAGAUACCUUGUCAAAAUUUCAGAGCUGUGUCUUUCCUGGAGGAAUCCCACAAGUGGCUCUUCAUUACCCACUCUCACAUUCAUCAUUCUCCUAGUCGAAAUGCUUGGGAAUGCUGGAAUGUUGCUAUGGAAAGACUCAUGGUGCCUUAAUACUGAGAUUCCUGCGACUUUUGAUAAGUUAAAUUGAAAAAGCUUUAGCUGUAAGGGCAUGAUUGUUGCCUGUGUUUGUGAUAUCUUUUGAAAGUCAAGCAUUGAAAAAAAAUGCAUGUGAAAAUGACUAUUUAGGUGAUUCAAAAAAGUGAAUAUGUUAAAAUGACUGGAAAAAACAUUCCUAACUUUAAUUUAGAUACAUUAUGUGCUAUUUUCAUUGUCCCCUGCAGAGAACUGGGAGAGUUCUUUGCUGACAGUUCAGAUUAUUUUUCAGUGACAAAUUUCAAAAAUCUUUGCACAAAGUCGAUAUUUUUGUUUAUUUCUUGCCUUCCCCCUGAUAGCUAAUUGGCUUUGCGCUUGUUGAAAUAGGCUGUCUGGAACUCUAUACAAUUUUGAGGAAAAAAUUGUGUAAUAAUAUUUUUGCCUGCGCCCUCCUCUUAUCUCUGCCUGCCCUUCCAACCUCCUGACAAUAUGCCAUGGGACACCAAAGUGUAUUACAUACUCCACAUCGUUUAUAUUGUUGUCCAUGCCAAAUGCCACGGUGGAAACCACACACCUAAGUUUACUGCUAGGCUUGGCAAACACUUCCGUGAUUCUACGUUGGCUGUUGUAAUCUAUUUACACCGACCUCAAUAUUCCAGGCAAGUCUUGAAAUGUGACAAAAUUUAUGAUCUACAAAACUGAUGAGAUCUUUUCAACUUUCAAGUCAUACACAAGUCAGAUUUGAAGUUCAUCUGCCAAUAAGCUUUUUUACUGAAAUGUGCUAAUUACCUCUCUGAUCUAAAAAUUUGAAUCCUGAUUUCCCCAAAACUUAUUCAGAUCUGUAAAAAAAGGCUUCAUCCUAUAAAUAUAUUAAUCAUAAUGGAUGGAUGGUUGAAUGAAUGGACAACCUGAAAAACAUAAUGCCUCUGUUAACCAUCUAACGUGUGCAGAUGAUACAAAUUAGGUAGUCAGUAAAGGAAUAUAUAUGAUUCAAAGUAUUCAUUCUAAAGCAAGGUUAUUCAUUAAAAAAAUUGUAAGACAAGUAUCAUUAUCAGUAACAGCUGUAAUGUGCAAGUAAGUUCAUCAUAAGUUUGAUCUAUGUACCUGUCACUCAGGAAUACUUCUACCAAGAUAAUGAAUGUUUUAGAUGCUAUUGUACAACGCCUACUUAGCUUGUUGUACGCGAGCAAAUGCGAGGCUCAAUGUCAAACAUUCGUACCGUUGCACAAAAUACGUACCAUCCAAAAUGUACCAUUGCACGGCUUUAGGAGGUGACGUCACAAUACGAUUUAAUUCAUUGCGCUCAGUAAAAAUGAAGGUGCAGUACGCGUAUAAGCCUGCUGGCUAAAUGCACAAUGCUGCCCAGGGUCAUGUGCGCUCAGUGUGCGCUUGUGGGAUUUUGCUUUUCGCUUUCAGUAUUUUUGCUCCCUUUUCAUAGAUUUUAUACAGGGGUAAACUCUUGUUUUUUUUUCAUAUUUUCGCUAUAUUCCGAGGCGCUGUACAACACAAAUAGCGAAUAUUCUUAUUCGUGCAAUGAUGCGAGAUUUCGCAUUCGGUGAAAGAAAGAGACGCUCUAUUCAACUCGGCUAACGCCUCGUUGAAUAGAGCAUCUUUCUUUCACCUCAUGCGAAAUCUCGCACCAUUGCACCAUGCCUAUUCGCUAUUUGUAUAAUGUAUAGUAGUAAGGCAUCUAGGUACCAUUGUAUAAUUAUGAACCUUUUGCAGUGAGAAUCACUGACAUGCAGUUUAGAGUGUUCAUUAUCAUGAGCAGUUUGUCCCUUUCUCGUACAAUAUAGUACCACAUUGAGCCAAACCCUUUCGCCCGUAUUCUGAAGUCGGGUUAAAUUUAAACUCUGGUUUUUAGUUGUGGUUUAACUAUGGAAAGCCAGUUGUUACAUAAAUCUACAACAAGUAGAGGUUCAAUGUAUCAGCUCAUUUGACUCCCAAAACAUUAAUUGCCUGGGAAGGAUAAGUAUGACAGUUGUCUUCACCAUUAAAGAAUUAGUAAAGAGCACAGUAAACAUGAGAAGCAUUCACUCUAAAACAAAAUUUUGAAACGUUUGGCUUCCCAUAGUUUUAGCACAGAGUUAGACCAUGGUCUAUGUUAAACCCGACUUCAGAAUACGGGCCUUUGGGUCAUAUUCUGAUAGCCAUGGUUUAAACUUGGGUUAACUAAGACCACAUUUUCAGCCAUUAAAGUAUUUUCGUUUAUAACAAAGGACAAGAGCUAUUCUUUCAAACUUGGAUAUAGUGUUUUAGGUACAUUUUACAUCAUCAAUUGCAUGAUUAAAAAUUGUAUUCCUGGGUGAAGGUCAAAGGUGAUGUCAGAUCAAUCUACUCUGAUAAAAAUGUAUGUUCAUUGUCUUAAAGGUGUUUAAUCAAACUAAAUGAAAUGUGAAAUGUGUGAAAUGGUUAUUGGAUAUCACAAAUGAUAUUAAAUCAAUAAUGUGUUUUUCCAGUGAAGGUCAAAUGUUAUUUGAGGUCAUUGAACUUCUGGGUUUAUUGUCAACUUAUAUAAUGUCUUACAAGACAUUUAAGAGGUUGCAACACUAGGUCACCCGACAUGGUCACUUUAACUUUGCUCUGGUUUUUAUGCAUUCCUUUUACUUUGCUGAUCAAAGCAUUCUUUGACAUGUUAAAAAAAAAACCUUCCAAACCACAUGCAGUGAUAGCUUACAUAGGAAAUAUUCAGGGCUUCUGUAUUCUAUCUACUUUUUGCCCUUAUCAAUCAACAGAAUCUUUGAGGCAAAUCAUCAUUUAUGUCAUGUCCUGCUCUGCCUUGGUGUAUCUAGAAUGUAAAGUUACAUCAAUUGCUGUAUUACAUUUUUUUACCAUCUGGCCUUGAAUAAUGUGAUGUUUUUCGUUACACUUAUUAAACUGAUAAUUUUGAAGAAAAAUAU
Messenger RNA from Lytechinus pictus (painted urchin), 6655 nucleotides. RefSeq lists its product as uncharacterized. The record is from RefSeq and is a predicted model, not a curated record. The transcript has 12 exons. Bases 206 to 3568 code for a protein of 1120 amino acids. NCBI's taxonomy places the organism in Eukaryota, Metazoa, Echinodermata, Echinoidea, Temnopleuroida, Toxopneustidae.